Vidua macroura (Pin-tailed whydah) is the source of this 1461-nucleotide messenger RNA. It is a transcript of the gene RPS6KB2, whose product is annotated as ribosomal protein S6 kinase B2. NCBI's taxonomy places the organism in Eukaryota, Metazoa, Chordata, Aves, Passeriformes, Viduidae. Gene Ontology annotation, molecular function: ATP binding; protein serine/threonine kinase activity. The record is from RefSeq and is a predicted model, not a curated record. Gene Ontology annotation, biological process: signal transduction; protein phosphorylation.
GGGUCCCGGCACGGCGCCGUCAUGGCGGGGGUGUUCGACAUCGACCUGGAGACAGAGGAGGGCAGCGACGGGGACGAGCCCGAGCUGGGCGCCGAGAUGGAGCUGGAGGCCCGGGGAAAUGGCCUGGAGCCGGUGGGACACUAUGAAGAGAUCGAGAUUUCCGAGAGCAGCGUCAACAAUGGCCCCGAGCACAUCGGCCCGCACUGCUUCGAGCUGCUCCGCGUCCUGGGCAAGGGUGGCUACGGCAAGGUGUUCCAGGUGCGCAAAGUGCAGGGCACCAACACGGGCAAGAUCUUUGCCAUGAAGGUCCUGAAGAAGGCCAAGAUCGCCUGCAACGCCAAGGACACGGCGCACACCCGGGCAGAGAGGAACAUCCUGGAGGCCGUCAAGCACCCCUUCAUUGUCGACCUCAUCUACGCCUUCCAGACCGGCGGCAAGCUCUACCUCAUCCUGGAGUGCCUCAGCGGUGGAGAGCUCUUCAUGCAGCUGGAGCGGGAAGGGAUCUUCCUGGAGGACACUGCCUGUUUCUACCUGAGCGAGAUCACGCUGGCACUGGGUCACCUGCAUUCCCAUGGGAUCAUCUACCGGGAUCUUAAGCCGGAGAAUAUCAUGCUCAACAGCCAAGGUCACAUCAAGCUGACGGACUUCGGGCUGUGCAAGGAGUCCAUCCACGACGGAGCCGUCACCCACACCUUCUGCGGCACCAUCGAGUACAUGGCCCCCGAGAUCCUGGUGCGGAGCGGGCACAACCGGGCGGUGGACUGGUGGAGCCUGGGCGCCCUGAUGUACGACAUGCUCACUGGAUCGCCACCGUUCACCGCCGAGAACCGCAAGAAGACCAUUGACAAGAUCCUCAAGGGGAAGCUGGUGCUGCCGCCCUACCUGACACCCGACGCUCGUGACCUCCUCAAGAAGUUCCUCAAGCGGAACCCCAGCCAGCGGGUUGGGGGGGGCCCCGGUGACGCGGCCGAUGUGCAGAAACAGCCUUUCUUCCGCCACAUCAACUGGGAGGACCUGCUGGCACGCAGGCUGGACCCCCCCUUCAAACCCUGCCUGCAGUCGGAGGAGGACGUGAGCCAGUUCGACACCCGCUUCACCCGCCAGACCCCCGUGGACAGCCCCGACGACGCUGCCAUCAGCGAGAGCGCCAACCAGGCCUUCCUGGGCUUCACCUACGUGGCCCCCUCCGUGCUGGAGAGCAUCAAGGAGGGGUUCUCCUUCCAGCCCAAGGUGCGCUCCCCUCGGCGCCUCAACAGCAGCCCCCGCACCCCCGUCAGCCCUGUGAAGUUCUCCCCCUUCGAGGCGUUCAAGCCGGUGGCCUCAGGCGACCCCAUGGAGCUGGGGCCCCCCCAGGCCCCCCCGCCCGAGGGCACGGCCCCCCUGCCCAUCAAACCCUCGGGGGGGGGCAAGAAGCAGAAGGGAGGCCGGGGGCGGGUGCCCAGGUAGGGGUGGGGAGGGUGG